AUUUGAAGGCUACACAACUUUUUUCCAUGAUACACUGCUUAUGAUGAUUUUUGCUAACUAGAGUCUCCUAUGCGUUUAAAUGAAAACUGUGAGGAGAAUAUACAGAAAAUAUGACUGAAUAAUUUAAAAGUGAUGAUGAACUAAGUUGUUUCGCUAACGUUACUGAGAGAUUUUGUUUCAAAAUUCCAUUGAAACUCUUUUGGAUGACAUUCUCUUGGCUGUCUGAUAUUACAAAUUUUUUAGAAUGAUGAAACUAAAGCACGACGGGCGGUCAGAUAUAGAACAUGUUUCAUUUUAAGCGAUUUGUUUAAGGUGUAGCAUUGUUCAAAUGGUGAACCAGUGCUUUACUGAUGAAUUUUUUUUUAAAAAGCUUUUAUCGUUUUAAGCUUAAUUUUUUGAAUUAUACCAGUACUAGCAAUAAUUAUUUUUUACAAAAGAUUUUUGAUUCGUAAAUUAUAAGCAAAUGUUUAAAAAUGUAAUAAUAUGAAAUCCAAUUAUUUUAUGCGUUGAGACAAUUAUGACAUUGACGAAUCGUUUUCAUGAUCGAGCUCAUGUUAUUUUACUUAUUGAUCUAAAUUGUUUUUAUUGCCAAGUUGAAGAACUGUGUGAUGUGAGCAUUGUUGGAAAACCUGUCGCAGUGUACCAAAAAAAUUAUGUUGUUACAAGCAAUUACGCGGCAAGAGAUCUUCACGUGUACAAAGGAAGUUCGGUCCGUGAAGCUAAAGAAAUUUGUCCUCAACUCAUAUUAAAAAAUGGAGAAGAUUUAACUAAUUACAGAAAAGCCUCUGAUGCUUUUUUUUCUAUUUUACAGGAGCUUACAUAUAACACUGAAACCACUGUACAAAAAGUUGGACUUGAUGAAGUAUUUCUUGAUAUAACCGUUUUAUCCAAAUUAUGUUUGCGGUAUCUUUUGGAAUUAAAAAAGAAAAUUGUAACGUUACACCAAGAACAAAUCUCUCUUGUUCAACGUUUUCUUUCAAACCAUUUUAUCAGCAAUAUAAUCAAUAACUCAAGUGUAACAACCAAGGGCUGCUCUGCUAUUCCUUCCACACCAAAGGAUUCUUUUUCCAUAUUACACGUACCUUUCACGUAUCGUUUCGAUGACAAUUUACAGGAUACAAUACUUUUAGAAGAGGAAGGUUCACGAAAAUCCGUAUUAAAACAAUCCAAUUUUCUGUUAACGUGUGGAACGCACAUAUGUGACCAACUACGACAUGAAGUGUAUUCUCGAUUGAAAUUAUGUACAUCUGCUGGUAUUGGUGGUUCUAAAGUUGUUGCAAAACUUGCUUCCAAAUACCUUCAAAAACCUAAUACACAACUUGUUGUCUACUCUUCGGUGACGCCUCAAUUUAUACAAACACACCAAUUAUGCGACAUACCUCGUUUAGGAAGAGUUACAAUUUCCUCACUAAAAGAACACGGAAUCACAUCUAUAGCAGAAAUUUCAAAUUAUUCGGUAUCUUUUUUUUUAAACAUUUUUCAUGGAAAUCGAGCAUUAGCGGAAUACCUUCCCUUAGCCUGCCUUGGCAAAGAUAUCCUUGUAGACCCGGUUGUUAAUUCUGAAGUACCAAAAUCCAUUUCCGUAGAAGAUUCUUUUUCAAUACAGCGCGGUAUUACGAAUGAAAAUCAACUUUUCUAUACUGUAAAAAUGUUAACAUACCGUCUUGUUAAACGAGCUAAAGAUUACUUUCAAUCUUACCAAAAAGCACCUACUACCCUAAAAGUUGCCGUCAAAUUCUAUAGGCAAUUCAAUCGCCAAUCUCGACAAACCACACUUCCUCGUUUGUGUACCACUAUGUUAACUACAAACGACAAGAAUGAAAAAAUUGUUAAAAUUUUUUUUCAUGCAGCAAUCAACAUACUUACAAAUUGGAUUUUAAAGCAUUCUUUGAUCAAAACUCCCAUCCAUGUCGUGAAUCUAUGUUUAACGAAUUUUAAACAUUUACCACAGGAUUCCACAUUGCGUCAGUUCAUUCAAACUUCCAAAACAACAUCAUACUUCCAGUUGACGCGAAUUGUGAAGCGUUCUAAAAGAAAGUCGCGUGAAGAAAACUACAAAAAAUAUAGUGUAUUCAAAUCUUCUAUGACAAUAGUCUAACGAUUUUCUAAAUGUUUUUACAAGUAUUUUAUUUUACGCUGUCAACAUUUCGAUAGAACCCAAAAUUCUUGAAAUACGUUUAAACGUUU
Hylaeus volcanicus is the source of this 2187-nucleotide messenger RNA. RefSeq names its product DNA polymerase iota-like. The coding region runs from base 518 to 2098 and encodes 526 amino acids. Gene Ontology annotation, molecular function: DNA-directed DNA polymerase activity; damaged DNA binding. The record is from RefSeq and is a predicted model, not a curated record. The transcript has 9 exons. Gene Ontology annotation, biological process: translesion synthesis. NCBI's taxonomy places the organism in Eukaryota, Metazoa, Arthropoda, Insecta, Hymenoptera, Colletidae.